UUCAGCUCGUCUCACUACUUCGACUCUACUGUCGUAUCCUUCCCCCCGUUGCGGCCCAAUUUACUUUUCCUGUGGAACUUAAGGGGAUCAGAAGAGGUUUGCAGAGCAUUCGUCGAGUGGUGGAGCGGUUACAGGCAGCCAGAGUCAUCAUGACCAUGUCCCAGGAUCGGAGUGCGUGUCUGGGGCUCUGGGUGCUCCUUUUGCUUGGUGCAGGCAUGGAGGAGGUUGUGGAGGGAUGUAGUUGCCACCCAGCACACCCACAGCAUCUAUUCUGCAGCGCUGAGAUCGUGAUAAGGGCAAAGAUCUCCGGAGAAAAGAUUGUGUCGCCUAGCAACAGCUCCUCACCCUACAUGAAGAUGAUCCAAUAUGAAAUCAAAAUGAUCAAGAUGUUCAAAGGUUUUGACAAGGCCAAGGACAUCCAGUACGUGUACACUCCAGUCUUCUCCUCACUGUGUGGAGUCAAACUGGACUCCAACAAUAAAGCAGGGUAUUUGCUCUCAGGAAGUAUGUGGAGUGAUGGGAGAAUUUCUAUUGGCCAGUGCGACCUCGUAGAGUCCUGGGACAACUUAUCACUGUCACAGAAGAAGAAUCUCAACUACAGAUACCAGAUGGGCUGUGAAUGCAGAAUCAACACCUGCUACACAGUCCCGUGUGCGUCUACAGGAGAAAACGAGUGUUUGUGGACCGACUGGUUGCUGGAUAACAGCCUAAAUGGGGAGCAGGCUCGGCAGUACGCCUGUAUCCGCCGUUCUGACACAACCUGUAGCUGGUACCGGGGGGGGCCGCCACCUGAGAAAGACUUCCUGGACAUGGCUGACCCUUGACUUAUAACUUAUUUUACUCCAUUUCACUUCUUCAAACUCCUGAGAAACAUGUCCUGCUUUGGCUUAUGUAGCUCAAAUGGUGCGCUCAUUAUGGCGCGCAGAGUAGCAACUGAUUUCAUUGAAAGAUUGGCUGAAUUUGACAGUUGAGGAAGUUUAACCCAAUGCAGAUCUUCUGUUAGCAGAGUUCUCUUGGUUGCUUCAGCAAUGCUAAAUCUUUAUAAACUGCAGUUGCUUUCAACAUUCCUCUGCCUCAUUUUCUUUCUCUCUCACACACAUUCCCCUUCACUUGCUCUUUCCCCCAGAAUAAGCAAAGCAGCAGACCAUCCACUCUAGAUUAUUCACCCCAGGGUGAAUUCUUUCCUUCAUUUCUGAUGACCGGAUGGUAAAUGCAUAACCUUGACAAAUACUGAAGACCUCAUAUGUCUUCAAGCAUUCGUCACAAAAGGUUAUGUAACCAUUUGGGUUAUACAUUUACUGAAAUUACAAGGAAGUUGGACAUUUACUGUCAACCAAUAUAAGAAAAUAGCAGAAAAGAGCUGCCAACUUCUGCCACAAAGCUGCGUUGCAAUGUCUACUUUACACACUGUAAACACAUCUGUGCUACAACAUCUGUACAGGCCGACUGCAGCGCUGCCACCUUUCCCCUACACUUUCUGGUGUUGAAUUCAUACCUUUAUAUAUAUAUAUAUAUAUAUAUAUAUACAGUACCUAGAGCAAAGCCACACCAGGCCUUCCCCAAUUAAUUAUAUUUUUGACCAAAUCUGACAUGCAUUAUAAAUGACCAUAAUUAUUGUACAUCUAAAUAAUCACAGUUUAUACUCUCAAAUUGCUGAGAAUGUAAAUAUUGUACUUGAGUGAGAAUUAACAUUUUAAAGGCUAACCGGAUUGUGUUUUGUAGUGUAGGAGUUGUUAUCGUUGUAUGUGUUUAGUUUCCAUGGUUGAACUCUGUAAUAUUUCCUGUGCCAAAAAUCUAAUCCAGCGCGUUAACAACAGCACUGCCACCUGUAGAAGCCAAGCCACCUCUUCUCUGAGGAAUGAAGUAACAGGACAAGAUUCAAUUCACUAUUUUUAACACUUUAAAAACAGGAAAUGGCUCCUCCUCAAUUUUCAAUUUCAAGAAAAGAUAGUAAAGACUCUGGCACAAGACGUUAACCAACAGAAUGAGAAAUAACAGAUAUUCAGGAAUGAUCUAUAUUGAUCUAUAGUGAUUUUAUUAUUGUUUUAUAGGCAUUAUUUAAUGACUCAACAUUUCUUAAAAGACCCAAAUCUGAAUUGACCCCUGUCUUGUUACUGGAUUACUUCACUGAAAUAAUACAGAUUAAAAUGCAUAAUGGCCCAAGUCACUAUUCAAAGAUUAUAUUAGGGUCACAUUCAACAAUAAAAUAUUCAAUAAAAAACUGAUGAAUAAUUUAAUUGAAAUAUAUUAUACACACAUAUGUUAAUUAAAUUUAGACUGUCAUGAUAUGAUAGACUAUGCAUAACAACUGUAUGGCUUUAGUGUAGCAUUAUCAAACAAUUUCAUGUUUGUUUUAUACUGAAAUAAUUGUUUGGGUUUGUAUUUAUGUCUCUAUUUCUGUCUAUAUAGAAUUUUCUAUUUCCAUGUACCAAAAAACAUUGUAUAUAAAAUGUCUCAAUGAAA
Molecule: messenger RNA, 2463 nt
Organism: Pseudoliparis swirei
Lineage: Eukaryota; Metazoa; Chordata; Actinopteri; Perciformes; Liparidae
Product: metalloproteinase inhibitor 4-like
Exons: 5
Coding region: 150-824 (224 amino acids)
Biological process (GO): negative regulation of endopeptidase activity; negative regulation of membrane protein ectodomain proteolysis
Cellular component (GO): extracellular matrix
Molecular function (GO): protease binding; metalloendopeptidase inhibitor activity
Source: RefSeq, a predicted model, not a curated record